Glycine soja is the source of this 1200-nucleotide messenger RNA. Its product is annotated as rac-like GTP-binding protein ARAC8. Gene Ontology annotation, biological process: establishment or maintenance of cell polarity; actin filament organization; regulation of actin cytoskeleton organization. The transcript is spliced from 8 exons. The record is from RefSeq and is a predicted model, not a curated record. Bases 215 to 853 code for a protein of 212 amino acids. Gene Ontology annotation, molecular function: GTP binding; GTPase activity; protein kinase binding. Gene Ontology annotation, cellular component: cytoskeleton; cell projection; cytoplasmic vesicle. Lineage: Eukaryota; Viridiplantae; Streptophyta; Magnoliopsida; Fabales; Fabaceae.
GAAUGAGAAUCAUGUGAAGUGCCGCCACUCUCUCACUCUUUCUUUCUCUCUCUUUCUUUCUCUUCCUAUCUGUCUCACGGUCAAUAAAAGAAAAAAAAACUUCAAUCUUUAACAAUCCAUCACACAACAAAACACCCACACUUCUGGUUUGUUUUGUUUUGUUUAAAUUAUUUUGAGAGAGUUUCUUCUUCUUCUUCUUAUUGUUGUUGUUCCAAUGGCUUCCGCAACUGCCCCAAGAUUCAUCAAGUGCGUGACCGUUGGUGAUGGAGCUGUAGGGAAGACCUGCAUGCUCAUUUGCUAUACCAGCAACAAAUUCCCCACGGACUAUAUCCCCACUGUGUUUGAUAAUUUCAGUGCAAAUGUGGUUGUUGAAGGCAUAACUGUCAACUUAGGCCUUUGGGAUACAGCUGGGCAAGAGGAUUACAACAGGCUGAGGCCCUUGAGCUACAGGGGGGCAGAUGUCUUUGUCUUGGCUUUUUCUUUAGUUAGUCGCGCGAGCUAUGAGAAUGUGCUGAAGAAGUGGAUCCCUGAACUCCAGCAUUUUGCCCCUGGCAUCCCGUUGGUGUUAGUUGGCACCAAAUUGGAUCUACGAGAAGACAAGCACUACAUGGCUGAUCAUCCCAGCUUGGUGCCAGUGACUACUGAUCAAGGUGAGGAACUCCGUAAACACAUUGGAGCUACCUACUAUAUUGAGUGCAGCUCAAAAACUCAGCAGAAUGUGAAGGCAGUUUUUGAUGCUGCUAUUAGAAUGGUCAUCAAGCCUCCACAAAAGCAAAACGAGAAAAGAAAGAAAAAACCACGUGGCUGUUUCCUAAACGUCCUCUGUCGAAGGAACAUUGUUCGCCUUAAAUGAAACACUUGAUCAGUAUCUCAUCCAAAGCUUUCACGUGCUACGGGGUUGAAGACUGAUACCGCCGUGUAGAAAUUUUAAACUUAACCUAAAAGCACUUGGCUGGAGUUUGCAGUAUAGCUACUUACAUUUGGUUGUAUUUAAUUUAAUUUAAUUUCUGAUAGGUUUUAAUGUAUUGAGUAAACUAUAAAACAGUUGCACCCAAUAGCUUGUAAAUAAAGCAGAGUGAGUUGUUUGCUAGCUACCAUUUAUUUUGUUCGGAAGUGAUCCAGUUUGAAUGUACAUACAUGAGGAGCCAUUAUCAGAGAUUCGAGGCCAUCGUCCUCAUUAGCAAAUGGUUUUAUUCAGAU